AGCCGAAGAAGAAGAAGAAACAGUGAAAACAAAAUGGCGGCUCCAAAAACUCUCCCUAAAGACGCUCAGGUGAUGAUGCAGAUCCUCAAAGACAUGGGCAUCACCGAGUACGAGCCGCGCGUCAUCAACCAGAUGCUGGAGUUCACCUACAGAUAUGUGACGACGAUCAUUGAAGAUGCUAAGAUUUACUCGACUCACGCCAAGAAGUCGACUGUCGACGCCGACGACGUCAGACUGGCCAUUCAGUGUCGCAUGGACCAGUCCUUCACCUCGCCCCCGCCCCGAGACUUUCUGUUGGAGGUGGCACGUCAGAAAAACCAGACUCCGCUCCCUCUGAUCAAACCGUACACAGGACCACGGCUGCCCCCUGACCGCUACUGCCUGACCGCUCCCAACUACAGGCUCAAAACUGUCCCAAAGAAGGUGACGCCCUCUGCUGGUCGUAUCACAGUCCCGCGCCUCAGUGUCGGAGCAGUGUCCAGCCGCCCCUCCACCCCCACUCUAGGUUCCUCAGUCCCGUCGGUGUCUAAAGUCUCAGCUCCGGUCUCGUUGGCGGCGCAGAGGUUCACGGUUCAAAUCCCGAGUGCCCAGAGCCACGCCCCUAAAACCACCACGGCCACGCCCCCCGUCCUGAUGAGCUCGUCUCUGAUUGGACAGAAGACGCUCCUGAUGAGCAGCAGCAGCCUAUCACAGAGCGAGAGCCUGAAGCGCAAACACGACGACGAGGACGACUACGACGCCAUUUAACCACACGCUCAAAACUGACUGGCCCAAAUUACACCGUGUGAUCUGUGUUAUAACCUCACAAACAGACCUCAAACUGAAAACACUCUGCUCCACCUUGUGAUGUCAUCAUGUGGUGAUACAGGAAGUGCUCCACUGUGUUUUUAAACUCCACACACCUUCGUUUAUAGAAUCACUUGGAUCAUUUCAGUCCUGGAGUUGUCUCUUAUCUCGACUGAACUAAAAGUUAAAGGAGCUGUUCACUUAAACUACCACUUGAUGACAUCACAAGGUGGAACAUCGCAUUUUGAUCUUUGUAGAUGUGACAGACUAAUAAUAAAGUGCGACUCACGUGUGAAUGAAACAAAACACAACUCCAGGUCUGUUUUUGAUGAUUAUAAAAUGUUUUACACCUCAGUUCAUUCUGUGUAAUUCAGGAUCUUUAAAAUAAUCCCGUGUAAAUAAAUAAACCCUUUUCCUCGUUUUUACUGUUUAAACGGCUGAAGCUGAUGGUGCCUCAGUUUUGAUAUUUCAUGUUUUAUAAUUUAAAAUAAAACGUUUGUGUUCAUAGUUUAAAUAUCCUCAGACACGGCUCCUUUAGACUGAACCAGGCAACAGCCAGUUUGUUUUUUUAUAAUAAAAGUUUUUGAAAAAAGUUU
Messenger RNA from Periophthalmus magnuspinnatus, 1382 nucleotides. It is a transcript of the gene taf9, whose product is annotated as TAF9 RNA polymerase II, TATA box binding protein (TBP)-associated factor. Gene Ontology annotation, molecular function: protein heterodimerization activity; RNA polymerase II general transcription initiation factor activity; transcription coactivator activity. NCBI's taxonomy places the organism in Eukaryota, Metazoa, Chordata, Actinopteri, Gobiiformes, Gobiidae. The record is from RefSeq and is a predicted model, not a curated record. Gene Ontology annotation, biological process: DNA-templated transcription initiation; RNA polymerase II preinitiation complex assembly. Gene Ontology annotation, cellular component: SAGA complex; transcription factor TFIID complex. Bases 34 to 747 code for a protein of 237 amino acids. The transcript has 7 exons.